This is a messenger RNA of Tribolium madens (black flour beetle), 1830 nucleotides long. RefSeq names its product zinc finger protein 142-like. The transcript has 2 exons. The coding region runs from base 216 to 1487 and encodes 423 amino acids. Gene Ontology annotation, cellular component: nucleus. The record is from RefSeq and is a predicted model, not a curated record. Gene Ontology annotation, biological process: regulation of transcription by RNA polymerase II. Gene Ontology annotation, molecular function: DNA-binding transcription factor activity, RNA polymerase II-specific; RNA polymerase II transcription regulatory region sequence-specific DNA binding. Lineage: Eukaryota; Metazoa; Arthropoda; Insecta; Coleoptera; Tenebrionidae.
AGAAAAAAAAUUAUAUAUUAACUAAUUUAGUUCAUCUAUGUUAACUAACGUAACCAAUAAACGUAUCAGCUAAUCAGGUGUAACAAUCCGUUUUUAAUGACAAAUAAUGUGAUUUAUGUCUCAGUUUGCGAACGUACCCCACCUUCUGUGUCAUUGUUUUCAUAAACUUAACCUUAUUUAAUAGUUGUGAUUUGCAAAGAAAACACGAAAAAAAUAUGUUUUCCGCGAAUUUGGGCCCAGUUAAAAUAGAAGUGAAGGAGGAAAGAUUUUACCAAAUGAAUCAAGAAUGCAGCGAUUUUAAUUGUUCAAGUGGCCUUGAACCUUACAAGUGUCACAAAUGCGAAACAUUUGAAACCCAACUAUUGUCACAACUGCGAUGUCACAUCAUUCAAGGUCACACAUCACAACAUGUCGAACCCCAAAACUACAAAUGUCCGAAAUGUGAUUUCGAGUCAUUUUCGCAAUGUGUGUUAUUGAGACAUUCCCUUUUCACCAAACAUCAGAGAAGAAAACGGGGACAAGGGGACGCGUUCAAAUGUACAGAUUGUGAUUUUGGUACAAUGACACGUGACAGUUUGAGACGACAUAUAGUGUAUAAACAUAUGGACGAAUCAGAGAUCAAGUGGUUCAAAUGUGAGCAUUGUCCAUAUAAGGGCAAACUCAAGCACGAUGUGAACCAACAUGUGAUACAAAAACACGACCCUAAUUAUCGCUACUCGUGUACACUUUGUGAUUACAAGGCUAAAAUGAAGUACCAUUUGCAACGACACUUGAAAAGACAACACAAAUCCAAAAGUGUUGAUUUUUCCGCUUGGAGACACUCAAUUUUCACCAAACAUCACAUAAAGAAACCGGAGAAGGGGGCACCUCUCAAAUGUACACAUUGUGAUUACACAACUCCAAGUUCCUACAAAAUGAGAAUGCACUUGAUCUGUAGACACACAGACGAGGCCAAAAUCCAAUGGUUCAAGUGCGAAUUAUGCCAAUUUAGGGCCAAACGCAAGUACCAUUUGAACCAACAUGUCAUUGCAACCCACACCAAAAGUGUCUUUCAGUGUAAAGUUUGUGAUUAUGAGGCGAAAUCACCGUACAUUCUGAAACGACACGUAAAUAAACAACACACUGCUCCUGAAGACUGGUUUCAGUGUGCCCAAUGUAGUUACAAAUCUAAAAAUAACUACUCUUUGGUUAAACACUCUAAAUUGCAACAUAGUAAUGGGGAAAUUCAACGGUUGCAUUGUGAUCAUUGUGAUUUCAAAUGUAAGACUAAAUCACAAUUGAAGUCACAUAAAGUGUCAAAGCAUGUGUUAGAGUGUGACAUUAAGUACUUCCAAUGCAACCAAUGCCAUUACAAAGCCGCCUUUAAAGCCAAAUUGAACAUUCACGUGACUACCAAACAUGGGUCCAAAAGGUUCAAGUGUGACCAAUGCGAAUUCAAAACUAGGUACAUGUACAACUUGCGAAAACAUAUCGCUAAACAACACUAAAAUUAUUUUUAAAUAUAGUGUCUCGAGUACAUACUUAUUUUCUUCAAACACCCUGUAUUUUUAUCUCAUGUAAUAGUCCACAAGUGUGCACGCGGGUAAUGUUGGUUGCAUAAAUUAAAUUCUAUAAUUUUUUGAAUGAUAAUAAUUAAAUCUUUUUUUUUUCAUCAUCAGUCACAUUAACUGUAAAAUAAAAAUGUUUUGGUCAAGAUUUUUACGAAUUUGUGAACGGACCCAAGUGUCACUUUGUUUGUAUUUAAUUUUUGUAUUAGAAUGGGGUAAUAGCCAAAAUACAACUUAAUUGCAAAGCAGUGGCGGAACAAAGCAAUUUUGCAACUUAUUUUCU